This is a messenger RNA of Callorhinchus milii (elephant shark), 4112 nucleotides long. RefSeq names its product importin 13b (gene ipo13b). NCBI's taxonomy places the organism in Eukaryota, Metazoa, Chordata, Chondrichthyes, Chimaeriformes, Callorhinchidae. Gene Ontology annotation, cellular component: cytoplasm; nuclear membrane. The record is from RefSeq and is a predicted model, not a curated record. Gene Ontology annotation, biological process: protein import into nucleus.
CUCUCUCUCUCUCCCAUCCCCUCCUCCUCCCGCCCGUGUGUAAAAAAAAUGGAUCGCCAGAGAGGAGAGGGCGAAGACAGUUUAGACUACUCCGUGGAAAAUGUGGAAAAGGCAUUGCACCAGUUGUACUAUGAUCCAAAUAUUGAUAACAAAAACUUGGCACAGAAAUGGUUGAUGCAGGCACAAGUCUCCCCUCAAGCUUGGCAUUUCAGCUGGGCAUUGCUCAGCCCUGACAAAGUGCCUGAAAUCCAGUACUUUGGACCAGUGCCCUUCAUAUCAAAAUCUCCCGUUACUGGAAUGACAUCAUCAGAUCAGUAUGAGACUCUGAAAUCUCAGCUUUUCAACCAGAUUGCACGUUUCGCUUCUGGAUCCAAGAUCGUGCUGACCAGACUGUGUGUGGCGUUGGCAUCGCUGGCGCUUAACAUGAUGCCAGAGAGAUGGCCAAAUGCGGUGGGUGACAUGGUGAAGAUGUUCCAGACUGAAAGUUCGGAUGUGGAUGGGAAAGCUAGAUGUAUGGCUUUGCUGGAGCUGCUAACUGUCCUCCCCGAGGAGUUCCAAACCAGCCGUCUGCCACAAUGUAGGAAAGGCCAAGUGCGAAAUGCCUUAGCACAAGAGUCUGGUGCAGUCUUCCCUCUUCUACAGCAACUCUUACAGCCAGAUUCCCCUGUGUUCAUCAGUCAAAAGGCUCUCAAGUGUUUCUCAAGCUGGGUGCAACUGGAUGUUCCCCUCUUGGAUUGUGAGUGCUUGAUGCAGGCCUCCUUCACAUCUCUACGGAAUGCUGAGCUUUUUGACACAGCAGUUGAAGCGCUUGUUAAUGCCAUCUCCCAACCUGAUGCACAAAGAUAUGUGAACACGUUACUGAAGUUGAUCCCACAGGUGCUGCAGCUGCAGGAGCAGCUGAGACAAGCCGUUCAAAAUGGAGAUAUGGAAACUUCACACGGGAUCUGCAGAAUUGCUGUGACUCUUGGAGAAAACCAUUCAAGAGCCUUGUUGGAACAGGUGGAACACUGGCAGACCUUUCUAGCACUCGUCAACAUGAUCAUGUUCUGCACAGGAAUUCCAGGUCAUUACCCAGUGAACGAAACCACAAGCUCCUUAACUCUCACUUUCUGGUACACAUUACAGGAUGAUAUAAUGUCAUUUGAGGCUGAGAAGCAGGCUGUAUACCUACACGUAUAUCGCCCAGUUUAUUUUCAACUUGUCGAUGUUCUACUUCACAAGGCCCAGUUUCCAUCUGAUGAAGAAUAUAGCUCAUGGUCCUCUGAUGAAAAGGAACAGUUUAGGAUAUACAGAGUUGAUAUCUCGGAUACUCUAAUGUAUGUAUAUGAAAUGCUAGGAGCUGAGCUGCUAAGUAAUCUAUAUGACAAAUUAGGAAGACUGUUAACUAACACCGAGCAAUCAACUUCAUGGCAGCACAUUGAAGCCUGUUUGUAUGGGUUUCAGUCCAUUGCGGAAACCAAUGAUGUCAACUAUUCCGAUGUUAUUCCAGGCUUGAUUGGACUUAUCCCAAGGAUAAACAUCAGCAAUGUGCAACUAGCUGAUACAGUAAUGUUUACCAUAGGUGCGCUAGCUGAAUGGCUGGCUGAUCAUCCAGUGAUGAUUAACAGUGUAUUGCCAUUAGUACUGCAUGCUUUGGGAAACCCAGAGCUUUCUAUAUCUAGUGUGUCCACACUGAAGAAGAUAUGCAGAGAAUGCAAGUAUGACCUACCUCCCUAUGCUGCUAAUAUUGUCGCCAUUUCUCAGGACGUUUUAAUGAAACAAAUCCACAAGACAAGUCAGUGUAUGUGGCUGAUGCAGGCACUGGGAUUCCUGCUCUCUGCUCUCCAAGUUGAGGAAAUCCUUAGGAACCUGCACUCGCUCAUCAGCCCCUACAUCCAACAGCUGGAGAAACUUGCUGAUGAGCCGCCAAAUCCAUCAAAUAAACUAGCAAUUAUACAUAUUUUGGGUCUGUUGUCCAAUUUGUUCACCACAUUGGAUAUCAGUCACCAUGACGAUGAGCCGGAAGGCACUGGAGCAAAGAAAAAAUCCACCUUGCAAGGACCUAACCCUGUGGUGGUGGUUCUACAACAGGUGUUUCAACUCAUCCAGAAAGUGCUGUCCAAAUGGUUAAAUGACGCUCAGGUUGUAGAGGCGGUGUGUGCAAUCUUUGAAAAAUCUGUGAAGACUCUGCUGGAUGAUUUUGCACCUAUGAUCGCACAGCUUUCCGAAAUGCUGGGUCAGAUGUACAGCACUAUCCCACAGGCAUCUGCGUUGGAGCUAACACGACAGCUGGUGCAUAUAUUUGCCAAUGAUGGAACUCAUUUUGUCCCAGUAAAGGCCCUCUUCCUGCUCGUUACUUCUGUGACUCUGUCAAUUUUCCAACAAGGACCCAGGGAUCAUCCUGAUAUUGUUGAUUCAUUUAUGCAACUCCUGGCACAGGCUCUCAAAAGGAAGCCAGAUUUGUUUUUAGCAGAGAACUGUGAUGUGAAGGCUUUGUUUCAAUGUGGGGUCAUAUCUCUGAAAUUCCCAGAAGCUCCAACAGUGAAAGCAACAUGUGGUUUCUUUACUGAACUGCUACCCCGUUGUAGUGAAAUCCAGCCAGUUGGCCAGGUUGUCCAUGAGAAUGGGAAAGUCUUGUUGCAGGCAGCUCUCGAGGCUAUUGGCGGACAAGCUUCAAGGAGUCUGAUGGACCACUUUGCAGAGAUUUUGUUUGCUUUGAAUAAGCAUUGUAUAACCUACUUGAGUAUCUGGUUAAAAGAAGUGAUGCAGCAACAGAAUUUUCCGUCAGCCCGUCUUACACCAGAACAAAAAGAAACCUUUAGUCAACAGAUUUUAAGAGAACGUGUGAACAAGAGGCGAGUGAAGGACAUUGUCAAGGAGUUCACCUUGUUGUGCAGGGGGCUUCACGGCACAGAAUACGCAGCCGAGUACUGAGAGUCCACAAACACUCCUCGACCGCAUGCUUCCUGUGUCCUCAACAGACAUGUUUGCACCGUUUUCUUCUGUAAAGUACAUUUUGCUGAGAGAGACUUUUUAAAAUGGCAACUGGGGCUCCUGCCCGCACUACAGGAUCCGGGAAGAGAAAAGGAUACCUGCCCUUGAGUGUAGCCAUAUAAUGAGGCUUUUUUAAUUUAAAAGAAAAAGUGGACUUCCUGCCUGCCUGCCUGCCUGCCAUAGGGCUGGUAAAUUUGAGAGAAAAGGUGCAAGGGACGUUGGUUGCCCCUAAUUUGCGAGUAACUUGUGUACAUGUUUUGUGUCGUAUUUAAAGCUUGCUCCUGGAGUCCUGUGGUUUUGGCACUUUUGUAAACACAUAAUGAUAUCUAGUGGAGGGAAUGUGUUAAUCCCAGAUGAUUCAGUUGUGGAAUAGUACUGGUGAUGCUGCUAUAAUGUCUGAAUGAAGAAUCUAACUGGCAUAAAACCAUUUUAAAUCAAUCUAGUACCUUUGUUAAGCUGCUUUGCUCAUUUUGUAUUUUCUUUUUUUCUUUAAUUUAAUGACAAACGUGGUGAUCUGGGCUCCUGGUGAGAAUAUGACAAGAGUCUGGAUUUAUUAUUUUUUUUAAAUGGCUUUUGGUCUGUAGUUAUUGCCAUUUGUGAGUUUCAAAGGGCUGGACAUCUGAUUAAAAGAAACUGACAUUCACCUGGGCUUCGACCACUGUCCAUUCUGACUUAGCAAAGUCACAUUGGGCCCAGGAAGGGAAUACACGUGUUGGUUGAUGACCGCUUUGCCAAUUAUACCUAUUGCACAAUGAAAGCAGUGAACCGAGGAACGCAGACUGUUUACUCCCUUCCUUCCCAAAGCUUUGAAGCUUGGAAAGCGUUGUUACAGCUCUUACUUCAUUUCAUGUUGUUUGAACCUUUUGUAUUAGGCAUUGUGCUUCUCUCUGUACAAGAAAUAACCCCAUACCAGCUUAAUGUGCCUCCAAGCUGUUCUCACCUUCUUCCUGUGUGUGUAUCCUUGUGCUAAUAGAACUUUUUGGAAGUUCCACAGAUAUGGUGAGCACUGGUCUCAAAAGUAUGGGGAGGAAAGGAGGAGAAAAAAACGGGCUAAUUUACUGCUAGUAAGCUCUCCACUGGGAAAUGGUACUGUAGCCUGUUGGUUUUCUAUUGUGAAAUAAAGCGUCACUUAUAAUUGA